CUUUACAAACCUUUGGAUCUUUUUCCCCAAUUUGGUAAGUCCUGUGGACAACCGGAUCAAUAUAGGAAACAUUAGACAUGACACCAACGUCAAGAAAAAGGAUAUGUUGUUUUUGUCAAUCUACUGUGCUUCAUUUUUGUGAACAGAAUAUAAACGCGAUCUAAUUUACAGUACACUUUUAUUUUUAUCUUGCAAACAAGUGGAAGAAACUUUUUAGAGAGCCUUUGGUUCAUGUGAAAGGAAAAAUUCACAGGCAGGGAGGAGGAUUAUAGGAAGGUCUCCGAGUUGCUUCUUAUCACGCUGUAACAUCCAGCCUGCGGGCGCACUCAAGACGCUUCUUCGAGCUUCAGAGGGAAGAAAGGAAAACUCAUGGAAAACAAAAUGCACGGAAAGAUGAGUGCCAUCAGCACCACGUCGAUCGCUGAUUCAACUGAUUCGAAAGUAAGCGACUUGACUGAUGCUGGAUACAGCAGGUCUGUCAAAGUGGUCGCGCGUAAUUUGGGAAAUCUAGACCCUUUAAUUCAUGGCUUAAAUUCGAGUGGGGACUGCACGGUUUAUAAGGACUGCAAUUCUAUUGAGGCGUCAGUUUCUGCAAAACAGUCUUAUGACAGCAACAGUGACUAUAUAAAGUCUGGUUGUGUUCCCUGGGAAGAAUUAGUUAAACUUCAUAGGUCCAGCGCAUCUCUGUCGGAAAGUGCCGCAAAUCUAAGCCUGUCCUCCACAUCUGGGGCUUGUAAGUUCAUUAAAGAUGAAAAGGAGCCCGCUGUGAUUAUGGACACCCCCUGUCCGAAGUUUGACACAUCAUCUGAGAUUCGUACUCUCGACACCUGCUGCGAAACCGACAGCAAGCAACACCUGGGGCUCGAAGUAAUUCCCCGGCCACGGAUGGAGGGCUCUCCUACCUUUCUUAUAGAGCUGACCAAGCCAGAGCAGCUGGGGAACUCCGGAAGGACCGACUCCAGGUGUGCUGUGUCCGCCCAUUCCCCCGCGCCUCACACCACUUCACGUUGGCAAAUCCAAACCCCUAGUUCCGAGCCUCCGUACUGGCUCCACACCGCAGCUAUGACCGAGACGGACGCCUUUCCAGCCAGCAGCUACGAAGGGAUUCAGAACCACAUCCAGACCCAGAGGAACCCUUCACCUUUCUCCACCUUUCCAGGGAUGCAGCCUCAGAGAAUGUGUGUUAUCUGUGGUGAUGAAGCAUCUGGCUGCCACUAUGGAGUCCUAACGUGUGGGAGUUGUAAAGUAUUUUUCAAAAGGGCAGUGGAAGGCCAUCACAGCUAUCUCUGCGCUGGGCGAAAUGAUUGCAUUGUGGACAAAAUUCGGAGAAAAAAUUGCCCUGCAUGUCGCCUCAGAAAGUGUUAUCAAGCAGGAAUGAUGCUUGGAGGCAGGAAACUGAAACGCUUUGGAGCCUUGAAGGCCUUAGGCUUGGCCCCGUCCCUGAUGUUCCAGUCCCAUUUGGCCAUGUCCGGAGAUGGCCAGGCCCUGACCUCCAUGUCUUGUGUACCAAGCAUCCAUGAGCUUCAGCUUUCCCAACAAAUAAUUAACAUCCUGGAAAACAUUGAGCCUGAGAUUGUGUACUCUGGUUACGACAACUUACAACCUGAAGUUCCCCAUCUUCUGCUCAAUAGUCUCAACAGGCUGUGCGAGAAACAGCUACUGUGGAUUGUCAAGUGGUCCAAGUCCCUGCCAGGUUUUCGAAAUCUUCACAUCAACGAUCAGAUGACUCUAAUUCAGUACUCAUGGAUGAACCUGAUGGUGUUCUCUCUUGGGUGGCGCUCUUUUCAGAAUGUCACCAGCGAAUAUUUAUACUUUGCGCCUGAUCUGAUUCUUAGCCAGGAGCAAAUGAGGAGAUCCCCAAUUUAUGACCUCUGCCUGGCGAUCCAGUUCAUUCCUCAGGAGUUUGCCAACCUACAAGUGACCCGUGAGGAAUUCCUCUGCAUGAAAGCUAUAAUAUUACUCACCACAGUGCCUCUUGAAGGUCUGAAAAGUCAGGCCGCAUUUGAGGAAAUGAGACAAAACUACAUACGAGAGCUGUCCAGAGCCAUUCACAUGAAGGAGAAGGGCAUGGUGGCCAGCUCCCAGCGGUUCUACCACCUUACCAAACUGAUGGACGCCAUGCAUGAUAUAGUGAAGAAGGUCAACCUGUUCUGUCUGAGCACCUUCAUCCAGGCAGACGGCAUGAAAGUGGAGUUUCCAGAGAUGAUGUCAGAAGUCAUCGCCUCUCAACUUCCCAAGGUUCUGGCUGGGAUGGUGAAACCCCUGUUGUUCCACACGAAGCAGUAAUGCAAACAUCAUGACUCUAUGGUGGUGGCCUUUGACUGGAUUACUGCUGCAGAAUGCUUAAUUCUUCAGACGCUGCAUUCUGCUGUAGUCAAAUGUGUAAACUAUGAUAAAUGCCUCAAUAUAAGGCAAAAUGCUAAAAAAAAAAUGGAUUGACAUGAAUGUAAAGUGCCUACGAAAGCAUGAAUGUCCUUGAUUGUUUAAUUUUCAGUUUUUAAUCAUGUUACAAGAACAAACUUGAAUAUAUUUUAUUUAGGUUUUCUGUAACAAACCAACAUGAAACAGUGCAGAAUGUUUAAGUUUAUAGUUUAGAUAAAAUAAUAUUUUGCUGCAGGUCAAUAUCUAAAGUAGGGGUCACUUUAGCCAAAUGUUUUUCAUCUUUGAUUGCUUUUUUUAUUACUAUUUGAAACUGACAGAAAAACCUGAGGGCCAUCGGUCAUUUUGUCAGAUUACAAUUCACACUCCUGACCAAUUCGUGUAGUAGUAGACGUGUAUACGUGCAAAGAACAGCUAAUUAAGGCCUUGUCCACAGGAUUUUCAGUGCAUCUGCAAAAGAUUUUUGUUUAGGCUGUGCGUUCACAUGGACUCAGAGUCUUGUGAGAUCACAAACUAUGAUUUUUGGUGACGUUGAAGCUCCAUUUCUCUUUAUGACACAAGUAAACAUGGCUGGUUUGGUGUUUUUUGUGUCGUUCUACAUAUUACAGUGCCACCGAUUGGCCCGGCAUACCUAUUACAUAUUUUUCUGUGGUGUCCUGUCAUGUAGGCCCACAUAUUUCUUAGUGUUUCCAAGAAAUUAUCAUGCUCAUUCUCCUCAUUCAGAGGAUAUGUCAACGUCUGAUCACUUGGAGAAAUGUUCCCUAAUUUAAAAAAAAAACUGACAGAAGUGGCUUGUAAUUCCAGUCUGUAGUGUAGCAGCAGAAAACAGAUUCAGCUUCCAGAUCAACAUCAAAAUUCCUAUGAGAAAUCAUCUGUUUGAGGUAAAUGUGACAAUAGUCAGCAGAAAUCUCCUUGAAACAUUUGACUAAGGACAAGUGAGCAAGCAAUUCCGGUCCUUGCAGGACUGUGAGUUCAGGCUAGAGCAGAUGCAUUGUUGGUAAUUUAAGAGCCAUAAUUUAAUUUAAUUGUUUUUACAUAUUGGUCCCACAGUCUGUGGUUUUUGUCACAGUGGAUUCAUUCAUCAGCUUGAUAUAUGAUGGAAUGAUAUGGAUUGUUCAGCUUGUUCGAGUUGAAUAUUAGUUAAAAUGAGUUGAAUGUCCAAUAGUCUCUGUGUUUCCUGAAUAACAGAAUAUCUGUAUUGAUAAUGAAAUUAACUUAAACACAAACCAUCUAUUUUUCAGCCACGGUUAGAUGCUACUUUGUGUUGGUCUAUGACAUAAAAUCACAAUAAAAUGUAUUAAAGGUUGUGGUUGUUGCAUGAUGAAAUCUGAAAAGGGUGUAAACAGUUUUGCAAGGCACUGUAUCAUAAACACAACACAGUGUCUUCCACAAGUAUUUUUUUUUGGUAAAGAUGUGUAAAAAUAAUUUUUUAUUUUUAGUCAGUCUUCUGACUAAAACUAUAGAGAAGUUCAGUCAUAUUGCUAUUUUCUUUAAGCAAUACCUUCAGUUGCCUUACUUUAUCUGUUCUCUUGUCUUUCAAAUUUUGGAGAGCAACCAUAAAAAAUAGGCCUAUUUGUCAUUUCAUAUUUAGAACCCAGGAACACAGGUGGGCCUCAAAGCUAACAAAAUAAAACCCAGACACUA
Xiphophorus maculatus (southern platyfish) is the source of this 4023-nucleotide messenger RNA. RefSeq names its product progesterone receptor (gene pgr). The record is from RefSeq and is a predicted model, not a curated record. Gene Ontology annotation, molecular function: sequence-specific DNA binding; zinc ion binding; DNA-binding transcription factor activity. Lineage: Eukaryota; Metazoa; Chordata; Actinopteri; Cyprinodontiformes; Poeciliidae. Gene Ontology annotation, biological process: regulation of DNA-templated transcription. The transcript has 8 exons. The coding region runs from base 370 to 2286 and encodes 638 amino acids.